Molecule: messenger RNA, 2601 nt
Organism: Ogataea angusta
Lineage: Eukaryota; Fungi; Ascomycota; Pichiomycetes; Pichiales; Pichiaceae
Exons: 1
Coding region: 1-2601 (866 amino acids)
Biological process (GO): protein import into nucleus
Cellular component (GO): nucleus; cytoplasm
Molecular function (GO): nuclear import signal receptor activity; small GTPase binding
Source: RefSeq, a predicted model, not a curated record
AUGGAUGUUAGCAAUCUGCUGGAGAACGCCAUUUUGAGCUCCGACCCGGGCGAGCGUGGCCGCGCAGAGGCGGAGCUCCUGCGGCUGUCGGAGCAGAGCUGGGGCGCGUAUCUUCUGAGCAUGGUGGAGGUGCUGAGUAAUGAAACAAAGAGGACGGAGGUGCGGAUCCUGGCCGGGCUGUCGCUGAAAAACCAGCUUGUGUCGAAGGAUCCGGUCAAGAAGCAGCAGCUGGCCGAGCGGUGGGUGCAGCAGGACGGCGAUCUGAAGCAGAAGAUCAAGGACACGGCGCUGCAGACCCUGCUGACGCGUGACGAGCGUGUGGCGAACGCUGCGGCCCAGCUGGUGGCUGCUGUGGCCGACAUCGAGCUUCCCCUGGGGACGUGGAACGAGCUGAUGCACAUCAUAGUGGACAACACCAAGGCAGACAAGCCGGUGAACGUGAAGCGGGCGUCGCUUCUGGCCAUCGGGUACGUGUGCGAGAGUGCCGACGCCACGAACCCGGCCGUGGUGGCGCAGGCGAACGGGAUCCUGAUCGCGAUCGUGCAGGGCGCGCAGUCGUCGGAGCCCAGCACGGUUGUGCGGAAGACGGCCAUCAAUGCGCUGGUCAAUUCGCUGGAGUUCAUUGCGGGCAAUUUCGAGCGCGAGGGAGAGCGGAACUACAUCAUGCAGGUGGUGUGCGAGGCCACGACGGCGGCGGACCCGGAGCUGCAGGCGUUGGCGUUCGGAGCGCUGGCCAAGAUCAUGAGUCUGUACUACCAGUACAUGGGGAUCUACAUGGAGAAGGCCCUGUACGGUCUGACGGUCUCGGGCAUGCAGAGCUCCGACGACAGGGUGGCGUGCAUGGCGGUGGAGUUCUGGAGCACGGUGUGCGAGGAGGAGCUCGAGAUCGCCAUCCAGCUGGAGGAAUACAAGGACCAGCCGCCAGCAGACCUUGUUUCGUACAAUUUCGCGCUCGUGGCCAUCACGGACGUGCUGCCGACGCUUCUGAGCCUGCUGUUGCGUCAGAACGAAGACCCCGACGACGACGACUGGUCGGUGGCCAUGGCUGCGGGCGCCUGUCUGCAGCUCUUUGCACAGAACACCACAAACUACGUGGUGCAGCCCGUGCUGCAGUUUGUGGAGGCGAACCUGAACCAGCCCAGCUGGAGAAACAAAGAGGCCGCCGUGAUGGCAUUCGGCUCGAUUCUGGACGGCCCCGACCGCUCGGAGCUGACCGUUCUGAUCGGCCAGGCGCUCAGACCGAUCCUGGCCCUCAUGAAGGACGAGUCGCUGCAAGUCAAGGAGACCGUCGCGUGGUGCGUGGGCAGAAUAGCAGACAUGGUGGUCGAGGCGAUCGACGUCAACACGAUGCUUCCCGAGGUGAUCCAGGCGUUGGCUGCCGGUCUGCAGGACCAUCCGAAAGUCAGCACGAACUGCUGCUGGACGCUCAUCAAUCUUGUGGAACAGCUAUGUGUGGACGCCAAGGACUCUCCGUCGAGCAUCAUGUCGCAGUAUUACCCACUGGUGGUGCCGAUUCUGAUCCAGAACACAAAUUUACCUGAUAACGAGCACUCGGCCAGAACGUCGGCCUACGAGGCGCUGUCGACGCUUGUGCUGUACAGCAGCGCCAACGACAUGCCGAUGGUGAACCAGAUUGCGUCGGAGUCGCUUGCCAAGCUCGACCAGACCAUAUCCGUGCUGAUGCAGGGAACACAGGUUUCCGGCGAGGAGAAGGCCGUGUUGCAAGAGUUGCAGGCCAACAUUCUGUCGUUGCUGACGAACGUGGUUCGGCGAAUUGGCGGCGACAUUGCCGCGGUCUCUGACCAGCUGAUGGAAAAGUUCCUGCGGCUGCUGCAGAUCCAGGAACCAAACUCGAUCAUAGAAGAGGACAUUUUUAUUGCCAUUUCGUCCAUCGCGUCUGCCAUCGACGUCCAGUUCGAAAAGUACAUGCCGUCGUUCCUGACGUUCCUCACCAAGGCGCUCGAGAACACCGACUCGCCCGUCUGCGACGCUGCCAUCGGCCUUGUGGUGGACAUCUCUCAUUCCCUGGGAAACGCAUUUAUUCCGUAUUGCCAAGGGUUCAUGGCCAUUUUGGGAAACACGCUCUCGAGCCAGAACGUGCGUCGCGAGCUGCGGCCGCUGAUUCUCUCGUGUUUCGGCGACAUCGCGUCGUCCAUCGGACCGGAGUUUAUCCAGUAUUUGCAGGUCGUGAUGAACAUCUGCAGCUCUGCGCAGCAGCUGGAGCCCGAGGACGCGUCUCUGGAGACCGAGGACUACAUUUUGAGCGUGAAGGAGGCCGUUCUGGACACCUACGUGGGAAUUGUGACCGGUCUGCACGACUACCCGGACGCUUUGCAGCCGUACACGCUCCAGAUCGCCACGUUCCUGAUGCAGGUGUACCAUAACCAGGCCAUGUGUUCGAGCGAGAGCGUUUGUCGGUCUGCCGUGGGGCUGCUCGGAGACCUGGCCCAGAUCUUCAGCGACGGCAGACUGAGAGAGCUGUACCAACAGGACUGGGUGGGCGAGUUCAUCAAGAAGACCAGGACCAACCAGAGGUUUUCCCAGGGCACCAGAGACACAGCUAGAUGGGCAAGAGAGCAGCAGAAGCUGCAAUUACAGUAA